UUCAGUUUUUAAAAAAUAAAAAAUAGAAAACUGGAAAUGAUAGCCCAACAAGCCCUAAACAACUGAGAGUGUAGAUCUAGCCGGAUCCGUCAGUAGACAACGAGCCUGCAUUUCAUUUUCGUACAAUUUUGAGGGCAUUUGCUGAUUUGAUCCCUUUUCGUGUUUUUCCAUGUUCAUUACAUAAUCUCGCUGCAUGUCUCUCUCUCAUCAGCCCCCCCGUGGAAGAGGAUAAUUGAACAAGCUUUAGUGGUUUCAAUGGUGUGUUCAGUUGGGAGUGUGAAAAUGGCUGUCAUGGCGAGGCUUUCGGCUUCUGGGAAUAUUUCACAAGGCUUAGCAGCAGAGAAAGCUGGACACCAGAAGCUAGUUGCGGAAUACAUUCAGAAGGAGUUACUUGAGGCUGAUGAUGCUAACUUGCUUGUUGAAGAAGAUAUGCACGUGUUUGACCUGAAUCCUCUGACAGACCCUUUAAAUUUGGUUUGUUGUAACUUCUGUAAAAAGCCCGUGAAGGCCAGUAAAUUUGCAACUCAUGCAGAGCUUUGUAGGUCGUUAGGAAGUGCAGAAGAACUACUUUCAGAGCUUGAUAGAGGUACUGGUAAUCAGAAACCGCCAAGGAAAGAAAGAAAAAAGUCAGUAACUGCUGAAAAGAGACUUACGUUGACUGGAGUUCAAGAAAAGCUUGCAAAUGUUGAUGCCUCUGAAACCGCAGUUUCAAGUUUUCAAUUAGAGGACCAGGGCGGAAUUACGUUUUCUUGCUUGAGGGAAGCUAAAGGAACCAUUGGAAAGAUUACGGGUUUAGCUGGAGAAACGGUUCCUUUAAUAAAGCGUCCUAAACUGAUUGCGGCUGAUACUGCACAGCCAUCAGAUGAAACACGGACAGUACGAGGUGUUAGGAAUAUCACAAGUUUUCAGGAUGCAAUCACUUAUGUUCCAGCUCCUCUUGCCACCAAAAUAUACUAUUCACAGAGAAACAAUCGCCUUCAGGCUUCCAUAAGUCACAUGUUUAAUCGAGCAUCAACAGAAAAAUGUUGUAUAAAUGAAAGGCAAAUGCUAGGGAAUCCAAUCAUUUUGGAGGCAUCUUCACUGGGUGCUUUUUCGGAGCGACAAUUUGAUGAUCAAUUUCAAAAGAGUUAUGCUCAUUCUUCACCUACUGCACUAAAUGCAAAUCAAACAUUUAGGCAAGGCUCUGCAGUAAGUUUGGUAAAAAAUGGUCCUGGUGGAGGUGAAGCCUCUAACAACUUUGUGAAUCAGUUUUCCAUGAUUGAUGCCUAUACCUCUCAAACCCCUGCUGAUGGAGCUAUUGCAGCCAGAUAUCAUCCAAAACCUUAUCCUUUUGCAGGAGAUUCAGCAUUGGCGACCAUUCAACGGCCUACUGGAAGCGUUCCUGUUGUAUAGACAAGUCUUCUUAAAAUUAUUGCCUCGGAAGGCGAUUUCACUUUUGUUGCGCCACGCUCAACCAUUCAGAUUGAAGAUGACAGUCUUUGAGAUGUUGCUUGUAAAUUUGUUAUACUUCAUGAUAUCCUAGUUGUUUAUGUUCUAUAGAGGUCAAUGUGACAGUUCUCCUUUAUAUUUUUUUACCAAGUUGCUAACAUAUGGAGAGUAUAUUAAACAAUAAAUAACCCUAAUCUCAGUUUGACAGUUUGUACACCAGAAUAUAUUUUGAGAGGCUCUUGUGACAUACAGGCAGUUUUGCAAUGUAAUUAAACUAAUUACUAUCAUGUUUUGGUGAAUGUAAUAAUCUUACAUGUCUAACCUUGACAAAAUUUACCUGA
This is a messenger RNA of Spinacia oleracea (spinach), 1769 nucleotides long. RefSeq lists its product as uncharacterized. Bases 256 to 1392 code for a protein of 378 amino acids. The transcript is spliced from 11 exons. NCBI's taxonomy places the organism in Eukaryota, Viridiplantae, Streptophyta, Magnoliopsida, Caryophyllales, Amaranthaceae. Gene Ontology annotation, cellular component: SAGA complex. The record is from RefSeq and is a predicted model, not a curated record.